AGCGCUCUGCAGCUACGCCCCUCUAUAAAGCAAUGCAACCGUGGCCGCUUGGACAGCCCCUGCCCAGAAGUCCUUCUGGAUCAGGCUAGGCAGGGCUGGACUGGACUGGGCAGCGCGGAGCAGAAGGGAGCGGAGCCAUCCAUCACUACCCGGGCUCGGUCUAUGGAGGGGAGCAACCUCCUCUGUCCGGCGCCCGCGUGAGGGGGUGAGUCCCUGCUGCUCAUUGCACAACCCCUGCUGCCAGCUCGGCAGCCGGAGCCGCCGCUGUCACCGCCGCGCGGGACGCUUGGAGCUCUGGAGUUUGUCCCUUCGCUCCCCAAGAGUUACUUUGCGAGGCUCGAUCUGCUCCGGCGCGGGUACCCGGCAAGCCGCGGGCGCCCCGCGCAACGAGCGCAGCCCAGCCCCCCGGCCGGGGCAUUGCCAAGGCUCCGACUUGGUCUCCUGCCUCAGAGCCAGAUGAAGCUGGAAUAGCAUCUGAAAUCGAUCUCCCACCUAGAAGAUCAAAAUGAAUCUAAAUUCUUCCACCCAAGACACUAUUAAAAGAAUCCAAGAUGAUUGCCCCAAAUCAGGAAGGCACAGCUACAUAUUCAUCAUGGUUCCCACUUUGUACAGCAUCAUCUUUGUGGUGGGGAUCUUUGGCAACAGUUUGGUGGUGAUUGUCAUUUACUUUUACAUGAAACUGAAGACGGUAGCCAGCGUUUUCCUAAUGAAUUUGGCCCUGGCUGACUUGUGUUUCUUGUUGACUUUGCCCCUCUGGGCUGUCUACACCGCCAUGGAGUACCGCUGGCCUUUUGGAAACUGCUUGUGUAAGAUCGCGUCUGCCAGCAUCAGUUUCAAUCUCUACGCCAGCGUCUUUCUUCUCACCUCCCUGAGCAUCGACCGCUACCUGGCUAUUGUCCACCCGAUGAAAUCCCGCCUUCGGCGCACCAUGCUCAUGGCCAAAGUGACCUGCAUCGUGAUCUGGCUGCUCGCCGGACUGGCCAGCCUGCCCGUUGUGAUUUAUCGCAAUGUCUUUUUCAUCGAGAAUACCAAUGUCACGGUCUGUGCUUAUUAUUACAAAAGCCACAACUCUACCCUUCUGGUGGGACUGGGGCUAAGCAAAAAUAUUCUGGGCUUCUUGAUCCCUUUUCUGGUGAUUCUGACAAGCUAUACUCUGAUUUGGAAGACCCUGAAAAAAGCUUAUGAGAUUCAGAAAAACCGUCCCAGAAACGAUGACAUUUUCAAGAUCAUUAUGGCAAUAGUCCUCUUCUUUUUCUUUUCCUGGAUUCCACACCAAAUAUUCACAUUUCUGGACGUACUGAUUCAGCUGGGGAUCAUAAAGGACUGCAAAAUCAUAGAUAUCGUGGAUACGGCAAUGCCCAUAACCAUCUGCAUAGCGUAUUUUAACAACUGCCUGAAUCCUCUCUUCUAUGGUUUUUUGGGAAAGAAGUUUAAAAAAUAUUUUCUCCAGCUCCUGAAAUACAUACCACCCAGUUUCAGAUCUAAUUCCACCCUGACAACAAAAAUGAGCUCUCUUUCCUAUCGGACAUCAGAUAACUUAAGUUUAUCUGCUAAAAAGUCAGUUGCGUGUUUUGAGGUUGAGUGAUAGGCUUAAAAUAUAGUGCUGGAGGGAUCAUAUGAGCAAAAAAAAAUGGGGUAAUACUCUACAUCUUUAUUGAAUAUUACCAGUUUUUCCAACUCCAAUAGAAACAUGCAACAUAUUGAUUGAUGUGAACAACCUUUCUAAACUUCUGAACAAAAUUGUUCAUUAUUUCUACAACAAAGAGAAAGAAAUUUGAGAAAUAGCAUGUCCUGGAGGAUAGAAUAUUGAACUUGAUAUUAAAAAAAGAUCUUAGUCACUUCAUGAACAUGACAAAAAUCACUUGCCUUUUAUGAACCUGAGAUUCCUCAUCCACAAAAAAAAAAAAAAUGAGAUUACAUAAGAUGUAAUCCCAUCUCUAAAUUUUUGAUCCAACGAAAUAAAUCUUUUCAAACCAAAGUGAACAUCAUUCUCCAACAGGUAGAAUACUGGGUAUUGUAGAAAGAUAUCAAAAUAUGGGUCAACCAUACAUUGACUUUUCACAAUUUUGUUGGCAAAGUAAAAUUCUAUUGUUUCUUCCUCUUAUGUUCUUUUUGGUUUCCUCCCCCUCUGCUUUUAUUAUUAUGAGGAACUUUUUGUAUGGAAAUUCCCUCUACCAAUAGAGAUGAGCAACUUGUCUGUAACUUCUCCUGUUUGAGAGCUCUCUGGAAAUACUUAGAAGUGACUUUUGUUCCUGUGCCAUAGGACUCUGUCAUCUACACUACUACCCCCAAAAUGUAAAUGAGACUUGGAAUAGGCUGUGAUGCUUCAAAAGACCCAAGCAAGAAAGGAGAGCAGGGUUAAAUAGUGCCACACUCGAUUUUUAACAUGUGAUAUUUGGGUUCCUGUUUGGAUUAAAUAGCAUUUAGUGUUGAUUUGUAAGUGGAACGCCAAAUUUUCUUUUCAAGGGUAAGAAAUCUUUUGUGAAGCUCAGCUAGUGUGUCUUGCAGAUUUGUCACUACCAAUGCAAUUCUAGGUAAACUACAUCUUUGUAUAAAAACGUGGUACAGUGUUCAUGUAUAAAAGAUAAACUACUCAUGUGUAUUAAAGUAUUAUUCUGAUACUGGACAGAAAGUAGCUGUGUUCCCUGUAAUAUUUUUGUAUUUGAAAAUAAAAAUGAGAAACUUGUCCAUUCUAGUACAAAUUCCAGGUCCCUUUCAAAACCUAGGUGUUUUGUCUGCAUGUUAUUGUUUAUUGAAUUUUACCAGUUUUUCCAACUGUUCUCUAUUGUUCAGUUAAAAUAUGACACAGCUAUAACUAUUGUAAAAUGGAACAAUUUCAUUUUCAAGUACUUUAUCUUAUUUUAACAUAUUAAUCUUUAAAGUUAAACACAACUGUGAAUAAAGUAUGUAUAUAAUUUACACUUAAUUAUAUCUAUAUUAAUAUAGCUUAGCAGUAAUAUGGCAACUGCCAUAUAUAUGCUUUCAUGUGAACAUUAUACACAUAUGCACAUACCAUCAUUGGAAAGCAUCAGACAGUAGCUGGUUAUCUACACUGGAAAAUAUGAGCACCACCAUAUUAUAUACCUUCUCGGAUAUUCUAAAUAGUUUUCAUGUAACACUUAAAACUAUCUUUUAGUGUUAAAAUAAUGUUUCUCUUCUAUUCGAGUUGCUUCUUUAAAAAAAAGGCAUUUUGUGACAAAAUAUUAUAACAUAUCUUUUUAUUUAAUAAAAAACAUCAACUAACUCAA
This is a messenger RNA of Antechinus flavipes (yellow-footed antechinus), 3248 nucleotides long. It is a transcript of the gene AGTR1, whose product is annotated as angiotensin II receptor type 1. Gene Ontology annotation, biological process: regulation of vasoconstriction; G protein-coupled receptor signaling pathway; immune response. The record is from RefSeq and is a predicted model, not a curated record. Gene Ontology annotation, molecular function: angiotensin type II receptor activity. The transcript is spliced from 2 exons. Gene Ontology annotation, cellular component: membrane. Bases 506 to 1585 code for a protein of 359 amino acids. NCBI's taxonomy places the organism in Eukaryota, Metazoa, Chordata, Mammalia, Dasyuromorphia, Dasyuridae.